AUGGCACUAAUCACUAGCGCACUCGUGGGUCUUCUCCUUCUUGCUCUUCUCUUGUUCCUUUGCCUGAGAAGACGGCGAGAUAGCAAGGACGCGCGAACGGAACAGAAGAAACCGGCGGGAGCCACGACGAUGGAUGUUCUAUCGGUGGGGGCUUCUUCGUCGAAAGAGGAAGCCACGGGAAUAUCGUCGGGGAUGGGAGGAAAAACACAGAGGAACAAGCUUGUGUUCACGGAAGGAGGAGUGUAUAGAAGCGUAGGGACUUCGUAUAAGGCGGUGCUAGCUAGAGGAAGGCACGACGGUGGUGAUGAAGCGGCUCAAGGAUGUCAUGGCUUCCAAGAAGGAAUGAGAAGCUUCUCGUCUUCGAUUACAUGCCCACCGGAAGCUUGUCUGCUAUUCUUCAUGCCAUAG
Arabis nemorensis is the source of this 408-nucleotide messenger RNA. The record is from the annotation of a GenBank genome assembly. Lineage: Eukaryota; Viridiplantae; Streptophyta; Magnoliopsida; Brassicales; Brassicaceae.